AUACAAGGCAACUUUUUUUCUAAAAACAUGGCUAUUCUCAAUAAGUCAUCAUCAGAUGGCUGCUGAAUUGCACAGGACCUUUUGAUGUAUAGUAUUUCUUAAACACAAGAUGAUAUGUCUUGUAAUAUUUCCCUUACAGCAGGUUAUUGUUCCACCCUGUUUCCCCCUCAUCCUCUGAAUAUGUUCAAGGCCCUGGCAGGAAUUUGUUUGCUUCAUCUGACUACAAUUGUCUUCCUUUUUUGGGCAACCAUAGAUGAUGCAUGGUGGUUCACAGAGAACCUUUAUACAGACUUGUGGGGCAGAUGGGUGAUGGAGAACAAUGAUAAUGUCUGGGUGUACAUGGACAUACCGACCUCAUACCGGAAGGACUAUCUGCAAGCGGUCCAGGCGUUUGCAGUGCUGUCCUGCCUGUUUGCUGUGUUCUCUCUGUGCGUGUUCAUAUUCCAACUCUUUACUCUGGGUAAAGGAAAGCGGUUCACCAUCUCUGGAGUUGUGCAGCUCAUCUCCUGUUUCUGCAUCAUGGUGGCUCUGUCAGUCUAUACCGAUCACUUUCACAGAGACGAGAAGAAUGGCUGGUAUGGCUGGUCCUACAUCAUGGCCUGGUUUGGGUGGCUGCUGACCCUCUUCACUGGAAUUAUGUACAUCAUCCUGCGCAAACGAGCGGAUUAAACUUUAGACCUCGCUCUCAGUGCUAAUGUACAGCCUUAAUUAUUUUUCUUCAAAGUCUAAGUACAGAAUUUGAAAAAUAAUGAGUUGUCUCAAAUAUUACCGGCGUUGGUUGGAAUUGUAGAAACUUGCGCAAUAAAUCACAGCAUCAGCAGUUCAUUGAAACAGUUUAAAAUCUGUCAGUGAGAAAAGGUUGAUUCAGCAUUUGAAGAAAAUUGCCCAGAGAAGUUUCUUUCUUCUUUUCCCAUUUUUUUUUUUAGAGUAAUACUAUAGAUCGGUUUGAUGGGUCAUCUUUCCUAGUUUCGCAAAGCACUGAGAGCAGUAAGAGGGUCUAAACACUUUAUUGCAGGGGUUAGUGUGUAAAGAUGGUGAAAAUGCAGUAUAUACAAGAAGGAAAUGUAAAAAAUUUAUUUAUAACAUGUAUAAAGAGAAAGAUAAGUUGUACAUAUAAAGUACA
This is a messenger RNA of Sinocyclocheilus rhinocerous, 1123 nucleotides long. RefSeq names its product epithelial membrane protein 2-like. The transcript has 4 exons. Gene Ontology annotation, cellular component: plasma membrane. The record is from RefSeq and is a predicted model, not a curated record. Bases 115 to 669 code for a protein of 184 amino acids. Lineage: Eukaryota; Metazoa; Chordata; Actinopteri; Cypriniformes; Cyprinidae.